AAGAGCUCAGAGGAGCUUAAAUUCAGGCAGCUGUGAGACGGUGCAGCAGACACACUGAAGCCUUCAACAUGAAAGCUGCUCUGCUGGCAUCUUUCUUGUGUUUGCUGUCCACAGUGGUGGCUCAGCCAUAUGACCAUUAUGAUAUGGGCUGGGUGAAUGGCUACCGUCAAGGCUUCAACUUCCAAUGCCCCCAUGGAGAGGCCCUUGUAGCUAUUAGGAGCUACUUCAGUGAGAAAGAAGGCUCGGACCGCUUGUGGUCUUUUGAGUGUCAGCGUACACCUGAGACUCUUGGCGAGCCAAGUGACUGCUGGUGGGACGACAUCAACCGUGCAGGACUGGAAUGGUCGUCGACAUGCACCCGGAAUGGCCUGGUGGCGGGGGUUCAGAGCAAGUACUUUGAAUCUGUCCUCGACCGCGAAUGGCAGUUCUACUGCUGCUACUACAAACGCCGCUGUCCCUACGCCUGCAUAAAAACCAAUGACAUUCCUGAAUAUCACAGAGAAGAGGCAGAGAUGGUCAUCCCAGCUUAUGGCUACUUCAUCCGUGGAGCCCAGACUACAUUCAGCGGGGUGCUCAGAGAUCGGCAGUGGAAAUACAUCCUGUGCAGGAUGACAGACUUUGACUGUGAAUUUGAGAAUUUAUAGACCUGUAAGAAGCAUCUUAAUUACACACAAAUGUGUGAAAUAUAUAUAACCAUUACUCAUUCAGUCAUAUCAUAGUAAAGGUACAACCUUAAAGUAUUCAGGUUCUGUUUUUUAUAUAUCUUUUCACAUAAUAAAUAUACCAAAUCAAGGAUUUUUCCAAUGUAACCAUUUAAUUUUUUUCUAGCUGUAAGAACUUAUACAUAAGAUAACCAGUACAUAAUAAACAUCUACACUUGGAAUCAAGUGAAUAUUUGAGCUCCACAGCUUUUCACCUUGGGAGGACCAGCUUGCAUGUUUUGCAAGAGUUUCCCAGAGCAGAAGCAGUUAUUUGAUACCAUGUUUAUAGCAUCUGAAAGAAAAAUAGCAAAACAGGCUCUGCUCCAAGAUUUCUCAGCUAGGGAACCAAAACAUUAAGGAUGUUCUCUAGAUAGAAAAAUUGGAGCAACAGUUUAGGCUAAUGAGGAGGAAUGAAUAUGUGUCACUAUAUGUUUUGCAUGCAGCCAACUGUGCCGAUCAAUUCCCUUUUUUUAUCUCAUACGUCUGGCAUAUUUAUCUGUGUAAAAAAAACU
Molecule: messenger RNA, 1213 nt
Organism: Cyprinodon variegatus (sheepshead minnow)
Lineage: Eukaryota; Metazoa; Chordata; Actinopteri; Cyprinodontiformes; Cyprinodontidae
Gene: dpt
Product: dermatopontin
Exons: 4
Coding region: 69-644 (191 amino acids)
Biological process (GO): collagen fibril organization
Cellular component (GO): extracellular matrix
Molecular function (GO): extracellular matrix structural constituent
Source: RefSeq, a predicted model, not a curated record